This is a messenger RNA of Triticum turgidum subsp. durum (durum wheat), 807 nucleotides long. The record is from the annotation of a GenBank genome assembly. NCBI's taxonomy places the organism in Eukaryota, Viridiplantae, Streptophyta, Magnoliopsida, Poales, Poaceae.
AUGAUCAUCGUGCUUGCCAGACUAGUUUUCGCCUAUUUGCACCGGUCAAGUUUUUUUUUCUACUUGGGCAUGCACGCAAAUAACAAAAGAUGCCAGGGUGGCAAAGAAAAUCAUUCGCACAGAUCGCCAGAGGUACCGAUGGAUGGCUGUGGUUGGAACACGGGGCCACCCAAUCGCUCCUGCCAUCAUCUCCCUCCUCUGCACCACUCAAAACCACACCCCUUUCCAUCCUUCUACGCCAGCCUCCCUCUCUUCCUCACCCAGCCGGCCAUGGAAGCUCUGGCCGUCGCCUCGCCGGCCGCGGCGCGGCCGCAGCCCCGCCGACGAUGCCUCGCCGCAGGCUCGUCAGGCCAAAGGAGGACGAGCCAGCUACACACCUCCUUCAGCGGCAUCACCGUGCAGCGCCGGCCACAGAAGCCGCUGCCACACCGGCGAUCAUCGUCGGUGGUGGCGAUGGCGAUGACUUCGCGGCCGUCGAUCCAGUUCAUCCAGGGCACGGACGAGCAGACGAUCCCGGACGUGCGGCUGACCAAGUCCCGGGACGGCAGCAACGGGGUGGCCAUCUUCACCUUCGAGCAGCCGUCGGUGUUCGACUCGUCGGCGGAGCUGGGCGACAUCACGGGGUUCUACAUGGUCGACGAGGAGGGCACGCUGAGCUCCGUGGACGUCAGCGCCAAGUUCGUCAACGGCAAGCCGGCGGCCGUGGAGGCCAAGUACGUGAUGCGCACCCCGAGGGACUGGGACCGCUUCAUGCGCUUCAUGGAGCGCUACUCCCAGUCCAACGGCCUCCAGUUCCUCAAGAAGUAG